Pisolithus orientalis is the source of this 1015-nucleotide messenger RNA. RefSeq lists its product as uncharacterized. The transcript has 5 exons. Lineage: Eukaryota; Fungi; Basidiomycota; Agaricomycetes; Boletales; Pisolithaceae. The record is from RefSeq and is a predicted model, not a curated record. The coding region runs from base 269 to 889 and encodes 206 amino acids.
CCUCCUUAUUAUGACUCCGGGGGAUCAGCAGUAUCGACUCGUGCUCCGUCUUCUGCUGUUCUCACGCCGGGUCCGGGGUCGGCGAUGGACACCCCGCUACCCGACGUCCGUAUCAAUACCUCACCGUACUCGGUGCUAGAUGCGUCGGUUACACACCUCGUAGAGUCCAACGAAGUCACCCCCUUAUUCUGCUCUCUCACCCGUUUCACCCAUCGAGGGUGUGCAGGUCGAGCAAAGCAAUGACGAUGACGACGAAGUAGCUGAGGCCAUGCUACCCCACGUCACGAACUGGUUCUGGGUUCAGAGAUUCGCCAUCAUCGAGACUGGAACUGGAAUCUUCGUUCCCCAGAAAAUAUACCGUCCGUACACGGAGGCGGACCAGAAACGCUACAUCGCUGAGUGCGAACUGAAGCCAAUCAUCUAUUUCUUUUCCAGUAAUCCAUACGAAUACGGUGUCACACUGGAGGACGCCAUAAGGUCUAAGCACAAGGAUUUGCAGGACAAAGACGAGCCAAUGUUUGCGGGAUGUGGUCCGUCCGUGUCCAUCCGCAUCGAGUGGCCUGGUUAUCGCCCGUGGACCAAGCAAAUCCCCACCAAUGACUUCAAAACGCCCAAAGGACCGAUCACUCGAGCCAAGCUGGCCAAAAACCUAGCGAACUGUGUCAAGCGUUUCAUUGAGUGGGCAGCGAAGCAACCUAUGGAGACAAAUGCUGACCGCAGGUGGAAGGUUGGCCCGAAGCAUAUCAAAGUUGAAGAUUUGAUACUGGUUUCCCUCCACCACGUCUCAAAAGGCAGUUGGCAGCCCCAGCUACGCCUUCGUAGGCCUCUCCCGGAACUGCCCGUGCACCGUUCGAGGGUUGUUGCGGCCGGGACCUCGAUGAUUCUAUGAUCCGAGGCGAUGCCCGAAUCCCACGAACGACAUCCAAGACCAAUACAAUGACGAGAACCAAAUGUAGCCAACCCUUCAUGUUACUAUAGCAUAUCCCGGACCACUAUAACCGUUAUCCCUCAAGUA